AAGUUCAGAGAAGAACCUGACUAACACCAUCCGCCAUAAACCGCUAUACUUGUCGGCGUGAAGUGAAAGAAAGAGAAGAUAUAUAGACACACAGAUAAACGCCGGCUGGGCAAUUGUCGGUGGAUAUAACACAACUAACGGUGAUAUUCGUUCAUUCACGUCGCUUCCGCGUUCAGUUGACUUGACAGACUGCCGCAUAGUAAUUGGCUGUCAGUGUUCUUCAGCCUAUUCUUUCGCGAUUUUUCUCGUGCUGACAGUGACCUCGCGCCAAUUAUCCUCCGCUCUUGAUCUUGAUCCGCCGAGUCAGUGCCGCAACGGCGGCUGCAUUUCCGCCCGCCAUCCACUGAGCCAGCGUGUCACGAUGCCGGCGCUAAGCAGAGCGUCCCUCUUUUUUAUCCUCUUCUCUCUUCCCUGCUCCUUAUCGUCCGUGUUGCGGAGAGACUUCAGUUUGCACGCGGGCCGCCUAAGGAGAAGUCCCGACCUGAUCUACGCCGACGCGUCCCCCGCCUUCGCGUCGCGCGGCAACUUCUUCCAGCCAAGCAUCGCCGGCCGCGCCGACCUCGGCGACGACACGGUGGCCGGGGACGACAACAGCGCCGGCGACUUCAAGACCAACGCCAUCAGCUACGACCGGCCGCCGGCUUUCCUCUCGCUGCGCAGCCUGGCCCACAACAAACAGUCGCUGGUCGGCUUCGGCGCUCCCCGGGCCACGACCACCGCCGCCACCACUACCACGACGACGACCACAGAGGCCGCGCCGGCGCUCCCCAAACCACAGCCGGAAGGCAAGAGCGACGUCAGCUUCAUCCCGGCCAACAACGACAUCCCCUUCAUCCGCCAGGUGGCACCGCCCUCCUUUGCGGCGCGUCCGAAACCUGCCGAAGCUCCCAAGGACACUUCCGGUCAGGUGCAGACCGCGCCGGCCGUCUUCGGCGGUCCCAGCAACAACGCCGAUGGGUUCGUUAACCCGGCCGCUGCCCUGUCGCAGCAGCAACCGCCAUCCGGGCAGUUUGUGGCGCCACAGCAAGCCGAUUUCUCCAGCGCGCUGACCUCCAACAACGUUGACGCUAGCGGGUUCAUUCCCGCCCACCCAGCGCCCGGGAUCGCCGGUCGUCAGGAUAUGCCGAUGCUGGACCCCAUGAACCCCUUCGGAGGCGCCGGCGGGGGCCAGUUUGGUGGCCAAGGAGGGUUUGGCGGCCAAGGGGCGUUCGGUGGUCAAGGUCAGGACCCCAACCAGUUUGGAAUGCCGCCGCAGGGAGGAUUCGGCGGUGGUGGGCAGUCGCCCAACUUCUUCGGCGGCGCCGACACCGCUAAUCCGCAGUUCGGCGGUGGCUCCAACUUCGUCCCGGGCGCCGACCAGUUCACCAGCCAGCAGGUGCCGUCGUUCGGCGGCCAGAACAACAUCUUCCAGCAGGUGCCGCUGCCCAACAAUCCCGGCCAGUUCGACCAGUUCACUCAGGGCGGCGUACCCGGCCAGUUCCCGCAGCAGACGGGCGCCGAUGCCUCCCAACUGGCGCCGCUGGAUCCGGCGCUGCAGGGCCAGCAACCGCUGCCCCCCUCCCAGUUCGACCCGCAACAACAGCAGCUGCAGUUCCAGCAAGCACCGCAAUUCCAACAACCUUCGCAGUUCCAGCCGCAAUUCCCGCAAGCCGGCUUCGGGCAGCCGGACGGCGGACAGCCCAACCCCGCCGCCAGCGGACAGUUUAUGCAGCCGAAGUCGGUAGCGCAGUUCAAUCCCAACGCGGCCAGUGACGGCAUGUUCAUCCCGGUUUCCGGUCAAGGCAAUCCAAAUCCCAACCAGAACGCCAUCCCGGCGUCGCAGCCGCAACCGCUCCCGGAACAAUCCCGCAUUCAAGAGCAAAUCGCAUUGCCGGACGAAACGACCCCGGCGGCCACGGAGCCCCCGAAACCGGCGGACGAUACCAACGCCGCAGCGGCCGUGGCCAGCGCCGAUCCCAACCAAGCCCAAGAUAAUCAGGAAAACCCCGGCGAAGCACAGCAGCGCGCCUUCUUCGACGCGGCCCCGAUGCCGGGCAACCCAGCGAUGGCGCCGCAACCCCAAAUCCAAGGCCGGGAGUUGUCGGCACAAGCCGGUGCCCAGGCACUGCAGCAGCCCAGUGCACGCGACGCCUACGGUGCCUCGGGCCAGCCGGGCUACGCGGGCGGGAUGGCCGGACCGGCGGGAUACUCGGGCGGCGUGACGAACUACGUCGGAAGCGGCGGGUACGGCGGCGGUGGAGGUUAUACCGGCGGCACGGGCAGUAGCCGGUACAGUCCGUUCUUGGGCGGGAUCGGCGGUGGGACCGGGUUCGGGUAUCCGUCCGGUGGAGCGCCCUAUCCGUACGGCGCUUACGGCGGCUUCGGAUACGGUUACCGACCCUACUACCUCGGCUACAACUACGACUUAGCGCCCUACGGAAUUCCCCAGCCGACGGACUUCCUUCUAUACGGCAAGAACACCCUUCACCCUGAGAAGACCUACUAUCUCAAGGGCGCCACCGAUUCCGCGGCGUCCGGCGGCACGCGCAAAUAAUUUCUCAUUUUUCGCCGAUCGCUGCUACUAUUUUGUACAAAAUUCUCUGGAUGCGAAAAAAAUGUGAAUUAAAUUAACCGGUUAAAUACGAGAAGAAUCUACCUGUUUUCGUGAUACGUUGACAUUCGGCACUCUGAUAUAUACAUAUGUACCGGCAGAUUUUGGAUAAUCGCUGCGUUAUUUUUGGUUAUUGUUCUGGCGUUGUUACGUAGUUUAACUGGAAUGUGUACUUUGUUAACUGGCCUGCUGAUGAGCGAGAAAAAUAAA
Molecule: messenger RNA, 2800 nt
Organism: Paramacrobiotus metropolitanus
Lineage: Eukaryota; Metazoa; Tardigrada; Eutardigrada; Parachela; Macrobiotidae
Product: spidroin-2-like
Exons: 5
Coding region: 362-2533 (723 amino acids)
Source: RefSeq, a predicted model, not a curated record